Pipistrellus kuhlii (Kuhl's pipistrelle) is the source of this 1573-nucleotide messenger RNA. RefSeq names its product ATPase H+ transporting V0 subunit d1 (gene ATP6V0D1). The coding region runs from base 90 to 1145 and encodes 351 amino acids. Gene Ontology annotation, cellular component: plasma membrane proton-transporting V-type ATPase complex; proton-transporting V-type ATPase, V0 domain; early endosome. The record is from RefSeq and is a predicted model, not a curated record. The transcript has 8 exons. Gene Ontology annotation, molecular function: proton-transporting ATPase activity, rotational mechanism. Gene Ontology annotation, biological process: vacuolar transport; proton transmembrane transport; vacuolar acidification. Lineage: Eukaryota; Metazoa; Chordata; Mammalia; Chiroptera; Vespertilionidae.
GACAGGACGCUGCGGGCGCCGCCGAGUCAGCUGGUCUUGGAGGAGCGCUGCGAGCCUGCGGGUCGGGCUUCUCCGGUCCCGCCGCAGCCAUGUCGUACUUCCCGGAGCUCUACUUCAAUGUGGACAAUGGCUACCUGGAGGGACUGGUGCGCGGCCUGAAGGCCGGGGUGCUCAGCCAGGCGGACUACCUCAACCUGGUGCAGUGCGAGACGCUCGAGGACCUGAAGCUGCACCUACAGAGCACUGACUACGGCAACUUCCUGGCCAACGAGGCAUCACCGCUGACAGUGUCAGUCAUCGAUGACCGGCUCAAGGAGAAGAUGGUGGUGGAGUUCCGCCACAUGAGGAACCACGCCUAUGAGCCACUCGCCAGCUUCCUGGAUUUCAUUACUUACAGCUACAUGAUUGACAACGUGAUCCUGCUCAUCACGGGCACGCUGCACCAGCGCUCCAUCGCCGAGCUGGUGCCCAAAUGCCACCCGCUAGGCAGCUUUGAGCAGAUGGAGGCCGUGAACAUUGCGCAGACACCUGCCGAGCUCUACAAUGCCAUCCUGGUGGACACGCCCCUGGCGGCUUUCUUCCAGGACUGCAUCUCAGAGCAGGACCUCGAUGAGAUGAACAUCGAGAUCAUCCGCAACACGCUCUACAAGGCCUACCUGGAGUCCUUCUACAAGUUCUGCACCCUGCUGGGCGGGACCACGGCCGAUGCCAUGUGCCCCAUCCUGGAGUUUGAAGCAGACCGCCGCGCCUUCAUUAUCACCAUCAAUUCCUUCGGCACGGAGCUGUCCAAGGAGGACCGUGCCAAGCUCUUUCCGCACUGUGGGCGGCUCUACCCGGAGGGCCUAGCGCAGCUGGCUCGGGCGGAUGACUACGAGCAGGUUAAGAACGUGGCCGACUACUACCCGGAGUACAAGCUGCUUUUUGAGGGUGCAGGCAGCAACCCUGGAGACAAGACCCUGGAGGACCGCUUCUUCGAGCAUGAGGUGAAGCUGAACAAGCUGGCCUUCCUCAACCAGUUCCACUUCGGCGUCUUCUACGCCUUCGUGAAGCUCAAGGAGCAGGAGUGUCGCAACAUCGUGUGGAUCGCCGAGUGCAUUGCCCAGCGCCACCGCGCCAAGAUCGACAACUACAUCCCCAUCUUCUAAUGCCCUGGCCCAGGGCUCCCCGGGGGUGUGCGUGUCUGUGUGUGAUGUGACCAAGGCCACGGCUCGCCUGCCGGCCCUGGGGGUACUGCAUCUUGUCCUAGCGGCUGCCCAGCUCCCCUCAUCUCCUGAGACUGCUCUCGGACCUGGGUACCUGCCCCCCCUGACCAAGAUAGACCAAGUUCCCCUCCAGAUCAAGCCCUGUUUACAGCCACCCACGUGUCUAAGCAGCAUGUGGCCACUUUCGUGCCCCUCCAGAAUGAGAACCCCUAGUAGCAGCGGAGCCUCCUCACCCCUCUGUGGUCACCCCAGAACCAUGGCCCAGGGGAGACUGUGUGUAUGUGUGUGUGUCCUUGGGGUGUGGGGGAAGCAGCUGUGCGUCCCUCUCCCUCAGCCCCGCCCCUCUGAACAAUAAACUGCCCUAAGCCGUG